Messenger RNA from Aspergillus costaricaensis CBS 115574, 3294 nucleotides. Its product is annotated as mannose-ethanolamine phosphotransferase MCD4. Gene Ontology annotation, biological process: GPI anchor biosynthetic process. Gene Ontology annotation, molecular function: mannose-ethanolamine phosphotransferase activity. Bases 208 to 3198 code for a protein of 996 amino acids. The record is from RefSeq and is a predicted model, not a curated record. Gene Ontology annotation, cellular component: endoplasmic reticulum membrane. The transcript has 5 exons. NCBI's taxonomy places the organism in Eukaryota, Fungi, Ascomycota, Eurotiomycetes, Eurotiales, Aspergillaceae.
CUUCUGCACUUUAUCUGCUCGUUCUCUCUUGAGCUCGAUGCGAGGAAGCAAUUGCAUCGGCCUCAUUCGCCGUUCUUAAAAUUCCGUUUGCUUCAUUCUUCUUCUUUGUAUCUAUUCCUCUUUCUAAUGGUUUGCAUUCGUUUUGCGGUCUCCAUUUCCCUCCCUUAAUUUGUCUUGUCCCUGCCCGGGUCUCCUAUAUCGGAAAUCAUGGCGCGACUUGGCCGCGUAGGGUUCCUCACCCUCGCGGUGGUAUUCCACCUAAUUUACGCCUAUUCCAUCUUCGACAUCUAUUUCGUCAGUCCGAUCGUUAGUGGCAUGAGCUCGUUCCGCGUGGAACGAGAGCCCGAUGCUGCUGCCCCCGCAAAACGUCUCGUUCUAUUUGUCGCCGAUGGCCUGCGCGCUGAUAAGGCCUUCCAAGCAUUGCCCGAUCCCGAUGAUACCACCGGAGAAGAUGCGGAUCCUGUUUACUUGGCCCCCUUUAUUCGCUCGCGUGUGCUUUCCCAUGGCACUUUCGGAAUCUCCCAUACUCGAGUUCCUACGGAGUCGCGACCCGGCCACGUUGCGCUUAUCGCGGGGUUAUAUGAGGAUGUGUCGGCGGUUACCACGGGAUGGAAGCUGAACCCGGUGAACUUCGACAGUGUCUUCAAUCGCAGUCGGCAUACAUGGAGCUGGGGUAGUCCGGAUAUUCUUCUGAUGUUCCAGGAAGGCGCGGUUCCCGGAAGGGUUGAUGCGGAUACAUACGGCGAAGAGGAGGAGGACUUCUCGUCUGACGCUACACGGCUUGACACCUGGGUGUUUGAGAAAGUGAAAGAUCUGUUUGCUUCCGCCAAAACUGAUCCUGAGCUGGAUGCGAAACUGCGCGAGGACAAGGUGGUUUUCUUUCUCCAUCUUCUUGGGCUUGAUACUACCGGUCACUUCAGUCGCCCAUACUCGAAGGAAUACCUUCGUAAUAUCAAGUUGGUUGACAGAGGUGUGCAGGAAAUAACCAAAUUGGUGGAGGAAUUUUACGGGGAUGAUGAAACUGCCUUCGUUUUCACAGCUGACCAUGGAAUGAGCGACUGGGGCAGUCAUGGAGACGGCCAUCCGGACAAUACUAGGACGCCACUUGUUGUAUGGGGUUCUGGUGUAGCCGGACCUCGAUACACUCAGGAAGGGACACUUACUGGGCACGAGGAUGGCGUGUCGUCCGAUUGGGGCUUUGACGGCAUUCAGCGAAAUGAUGUCGCACAGGCUGAUGUGGCGGCCCUUAUGGCAUACCUGACUGGGCUCGACUUCCCUACUAAUUCUGUGGGUCAGCUACCGCUGCAAUACCUGGACGCUAGUCCGAAGGACAAGGCACUGGCUGCGUUGGCCAACACUCAGGAGGUCUUGGAGAUGUACCGUGUGAAGGAGGAACAGAGAAAGGCAGCCCUGCUUCGGUACAGGCCCUUUGAGCCACUAGCUGACCAUGGCCGGACCUCUGUUGAUGAGCACCUCGAGGAAAUAAAGACCAAGAUAACAAGCGGCUCCUAUGACGAGUCCAUUGCAAUGUCGUCCGCUUUACUGGCAAAUGCGUUGGAGGGCUUGCGCUACUUACAGACAUAUGACUGGCUAUUCCUCAGAACCAUCGUCACGCUGGGAUACCUGGGCUGGAUAGCCUAUGCUCUGACUACGGUUAUCGACUUGCAUGUCCUUCAUGGGACUUCAGACUCGAACCGGACAGCAUUUAGCACUUCGUUCUUCUCGUCGAUACUUGUUGCACUUUUCUCUGUCUUUUUCGUUCAGCACUCCUCUUGGAGGUAUUAUCUGUAUGGUUUCUUUCCGGUAUUCUUCUGGGAAGAGGUGUUCGCCCGACGAAAGGCUCUACUUGCUGGCCGCGACAUCCUUAUGGGUCAUGUUCACUCCGCAAGUGGCUAUGUCGCGUUUGUAUUUCAGUUGUUGGCUUUUGUGGGUGUAUUGGAGGCUUUGGUGCAAUCCUACUUCCAUCGCGAAAUCUUUACUGUGUGCUUUGUCCUGGGUGCUUUUUGGCCCCUUUGCUACGGCGCAGGAUUCGUGAAGAACCAUGCACUGCUGUCCCUUUCAUGGUUUGUGGGCUGUCUUCUGAUGAGCACUUUCACUUUGCUACCGGCAAACAAGGUCGAAGAGAUAGGCACAAUAACCUGGGGAGGCCUGUUAAUGUUCUUCACCGGCCUGCUUUACCUACUUUUUGAGAACCGCAUCUUGGGGAGAAAAGCACACACAACGCAGUCGUCCAUCACUCGUCCCAGCUGUGGUUCGCGCACAAUCAUGGGCAUGCAGCUGGGCAUGGUCAUGCUUGCAUUGAUAGUUACGAGAUCUAGUGCAAUUUCUCUUCAAGCUAAAGAAGGUCUUCCAUUUGGCAACCAAAUCGUCGGUUGGUUCGUUCUGGUUACCUCACUGCUACUUCCCUUCCUCUACCGCCUGUAUCCCAACAGGCAUUACCUGCACCGCUUGAUGGUCCUUUUCCUCACCUUCUCUCCAUCGUUCAUCAUCCUCACCAUUUCGUACGAGGGGCUCUUUUACUUCGUCUUUUGCCUGACUCUGGCCACCUGGGUACGGUUGGAGCACGCUAUUCAUGUCUCUACUACAGCGACAAAGAACGGCGCUGCGGAUUCAAAGAAGCCAGGCACCGACGCAACAGCAAUUGUUGAAGGCCAUACUUACCGCUACCGAACCCUCAGCGUGUCAGAUGCACGGGUAGCGCUCUUUUUCUUCUUCCUGCUUCAAUCAGCCUUCUUCAGCACGGGCAAUAUCGCCUCAAUCUCCUCAUUCUCCUUGGAGAGCGUUGUCCGGCUCAUUCCAGUCUUUAGCCCGUUCAGUCAGGGCGCCCUGCUGAUUCUGAAGAUUCUCAUCCCCUUCGCCAUCAUCAGUGCCAACCUGGGCAUUCUGAACCGCCGGCUGGAGGUUGCACCCAGCGCCCUGUUCAUGGUGGUGAUGUCGAUCUCGGAUAUCAUGACGCUGAACUUCUUCUACAUGGUGCGCGACGAGGGCUCCUGGUUGGACAUUGGCACGACCAUCAGCCACUUCUGCAUUGCCAGCUUUCUGUGCACGUUUGUAGCAGUGCUGGAGUUUCUCAGCGAGGUGAUGAUCAGUGGAGUGGACAUUGGUCCCCGAAGCACCGCCAUUGACGCAGUCAACGGAUCCACGGAGACGAAUGGCACUGCGAUGGCCGACAAGAAAAAGCAUCGCAAGACCCAAUAGAAGUGAAGACGCAGCGCAAAGCUCCACCUCGGAGUUGUAAUGAUUUUGUACAUGUGUGAUAGUAUAGUCAGAUACGUGCAUUUGGAUUUAAUAUAC